Molecule: messenger RNA, 5379 nt
Organism: Pieris brassicae (large cabbage white)
Lineage: Eukaryota; Metazoa; Arthropoda; Insecta; Lepidoptera; Pieridae
Gene: Vinc
Product: vinculin
Exons: 26
Coding region: 188-3085 (965 amino acids)
Biological process (GO): cell adhesion
Molecular function (GO): actin filament binding
Source: RefSeq, a predicted model, not a curated record
GCUCGCGUGUGGCGCGUGUGACGUUUGUUAAGUUAGUGCAACUGUUUUAUUUUUAUUGGGUGGACUUUGAAGGGGAUUUUUGUUUUUAUUUCACCCUUAAUUUUUGUGUUAGUGAUUCAUUGUGUUGUGUUCUUGUUUGCUUCGCGUUUGUCUUUGUGUUUCCCUAAUGUAUUGAGUAUCAUACAAGAUGCCCGUAUUUCACACGAAGAUAAUCGAAAGUAUUUUAGAGCCGGUUGCUCAACAGGUAUCCCGUCUAGUGAUCCUUCAUGAAGAGGCAGAAGAUGGAAACGCGAUGCCGGACCUGGCACGGCCAGUGCAGGCCGUGUCACUUGCCGUCAACAAUCUCGUGAAGGUUGGCCACGAGACCAUUGAGUCAUCAGACGACCCAAUCCUGCGUGGAGAUAUGCCUGGUGCCUUACGUCGUGUGGAAGGCGCGGCGACACUACUCCAACAGGCCUCUGACAUGUUAAGGGCCGACCCGUAUUCGGGACCUGCCAGGAAGAAGCUGAUAGAAGGAUCUCGAGGUAUUCUUCAAGGUACAUCGGCGCUUUUGUUGUGCUUCGACGAAUCGGAAGUCAGAAAGAUCGUAAAGGAAUGCAAAAAGGUGUUAGACUACUUAGGCGUGGCUGAAGUAAUAGAUACUAUGGAGGACCUAGUGCAGUUCCUGAGGGACAUAUCGCCAGCGCUUUCGAAAGCAGCGAGAGAGGUAGCAGCCCGCGCCGCGGAACUAACUCAUCCUCCACACGCGGAAACUUUGACUCGCUGCCUGGAAAGUGUCAAAAAGUUGGCUCCAGUCCUCAUCUGCUCAAUGAAGAUAUACAUCCAUAUACUGUCUGAAGGUGGCAAGGGCAUAGAAGACGCAUCAGAGAACAGAAACUAUUUAGCAAAACGCAUGGCGGAUGAAAUUCACGAAAUAAUUAGGGUGUUGCAACUAACGUCAUACGUAGAGGACGGCGGAGAGAAGGACAAUAUCGCAGUACUGAAGGCGCUGCAAUCCAUGAUACAUAACAAAGCGGGAGCUGCGCACGAGUUUCUUAAUGAUCCCGAAGCCCUCCGUAAUACAGUGGGUGAGCGUGCAUUACGCUCCGUAUUGACUUCGGGACAACGUGCAGCUGAACAUCUCACUCCCGCCCACGCUGAUACGCUUAGAUCUACUGUCAGAUCUGGUGGUAUCAAUGCUGAUAUACUGUGUGAUGAGAGACAAUUCGGGCGAGGCAAGGAACCUAAGGCAUUAAAACUAGCCUCGGAUCUGGGCAAUCAGCUUGACGAGGUAGAAGGUGUGGUCAAUGAAGGAGUAAGGGCCGUCGAGCAACAAGGCGGGAAGACGAUACAGGCCAGAUUAGAAGCAGCUCACAAAUGGUUACUUCACCCGGCAGCCGAACCUGCUACCCGUCUUGAAGGACAAAAGGCUAUUAGCAGCAUUGUGGCCCAAGGACAUACUAUUGCCGAUAACCUGCACGGACGAGAGAAAGCGGAAAUAAUGCAGCUCUGUUCCGAGGUGCAACAUUUGUCUGACAAGCUGUCCGAUCUGUGUAUGCGCGGUCGCGGCGACUCAGAGGAAGCCAGGGCUGUCACUAGGGAGUUGACGGACAAAUUGCAUGAGUUAAAACGCGGGUUGGACCGUGCUGUUGUCAAUCGAGUAGUCGAAGACUUCAUAGAUGUCGCUGCGCCUCUCCGACACUUUACAGAUGCUGUUAACGCUCCAUUAGGAACCCCGGGCCGUGAGUUAAAGUUCGAGGAGAAGGCGAAUGCCUUGCAAGCGUUUAGCGGAAAGGCUGCUGCCGCUGCGGAUAUGGUGGCUGCUGGAGUACGCCAUAAUAAGAAAUUGGCUGAUAUGCUGCAUCAUAAUGCUAAAGAGGUCGAAAAACUUUCCCCGCAACUGGUCUGCGCAGGAAAAAUUCGUCUACAUUAUCCUGAAAGCAAGGUCGCAGAAGAACACUUCAACAACUUAAAGAACCAAUACGCGGACGCAGUGUUGCGCUGCAGAGAUCUUUGUGACCAGGCACUUGACCCGCUCGACUUUGUACGCACUGCUGGUGAGCUGAUGCAGAAGCACACAUAUUUAUGUGAAGACGCUAUCCGUAACAACGACUCGCAGAAAAUGGUCGACAACACAUCCGCUAUCGCUAGGCUUGCCAACCGCGUACUCCUCGUGGGUGGAGCGGAACGCGAGAACACUGAAGACAGUGAGUUCGCUCUAGCUUUGGGCGCUGCCCAGCAACGCCUACAGGCCAGCAUUCCGCCCGCCGUAAGACACGCGAAACUAGUCGCUCUACAAGACAGAAGCGCUGUUCCCGCUUGGAGAGCUGCUAAUAAUGAGAUUAUUAAAGCGUCGAAUGGCGUAGAAGAAGCCCUAUCCCGGCAAUACGGGCCUCCACCACCACCACCGGCAUUGCCGGAGUCGUUCGCUGCCCUCCGCGUCAACGUGCGAGAGGCCGCGCCCCCCAGGCCUCCGCCUCCAGCCGUCUCUGCACCACCCAGGCCGCCGCCUCCAGACACUGACGACGAGGGAGAGGAUAUCUUUGAUAGGCAGCCGCAUCCUAGUCAGCCUAUUUUGGUGGCAGCCCAUAACUUGCACCGCGCAGUUCGCGAAUGGUCUUCGAAGGACAAUGAGAUCAUCGCAGCCGCGAAACGAAUGGCUAUUCUCAUGGCUCGACUCUCAGACCUCGUACGAUCAGACUCCAAGGGUAGUAAGCGUGAACUGAUUGCCACCGCUAAAGCUAUCGCCGAGGCUUCAGAGGAGGUGACCAGACUGGCGAAGAAACUUGCCCUCGAGUGUACUGACAAGCGAAUUCGAACCAACCUGCUGCAAGUUUGCGAGCGUAUACCAACCAUCGGUACUCAAUUAAAGAUCUUGUCGACCGUCAAGGCUACUAUGCUUGGAGCACAAGUCGGUAUGGCGGAUUAUAGAGGUAGCGAAGAAGACCAAGAGGCGACUGAGAUGUUGGUUGGAAACGCACAAAAUCUCAUGCAAAGUGUAAAGGAAACAGUGAAGGCGGCUGAAGGCGCUUCAAUAAAAAUUCGCACAGAGCAAGGAGCCUACAGGCUUCGUUGGGUGCGCCGUUCUCCAUGGUACCAGAUUUAAACAAAAUCGGGUAGAAAUCAAUUUCAUCUAAUAAUAAUGCAUCUUAUAUUGUAUUAAUAAAUUAAUACUCCCACAAAUAAUCAACUAUAUACUCUAUGAUCAAAAGCAUCGUACACAAUAUUUAUCUCGGUGCUAUAAUAUUUUUUGUUUUAUAAAAAAGAAACGUGUGAUUAUGAUAUUGAAAGUGCCAUUUUAAUGUGCUUUAUAGGUGUAGGAUAUACGCGUACCCUUAGCACGGAUAAUAAAAAAAAUCGUAUAAUAACAUUUUAAAGGGAAGUUUCGCCACUUCAUUAUUUUUUGAAAAUAUGCCUAUUUUCAAGAAAACAUUAAUAUGUAUGAUGCAUAUUCAAUAUUUGACUUGGAAGUAAUAAUGUUUUUAUGGAAUACGUACACGCCAAUAACUGUCGAUUUCGUGAUGACGUUUACGAAUACUGGUUAACACUAUCGUAUUUCGUGCUAAGGGUACUGGUCUGUGUAAUGAACGGAUUAUAUAUAUAUUUUUUUACGGAUGUAACGAUAACCAUUAUAUAUAUAAAGAAUUGUCAUAUGGAUGAUAUUUAAAGAAAUUUCAAAGAAUUCAUGGCGUACAUCAUAUACGUGAGACGGUUACGGGUAAGAUGAACCCGACGUAGUGUUCUUCAAUUAAUUUGUAUCUACCCUCCUUUGUCGUAUACUGUACCUAAAACUACCGUAUUAUACGUACAUGGAAUUUAAAUUCUUCAGAUCAUUUAGUUCGUCUUGAUUCAAUAUAUAAUGCAUAUAAAAUGGCUGAAAAGUAGUAUACUGUGUGGGUACAUAUACAUAAGAUAUAUGAUUUACAUUUUAUAAAUGUUGUACUCAUUCUAGUGGCGAGGUGUUCGCUGAUAUAUAAAUUCUUUAAACCGAAUAUAAACUGAUACAAGUUCUCAAAGUCUCACUUUAACGUAACUUUUUUCACACCAUACUUAUAAUAUAUUGUAAAGAUAGGUUUGUGUAAUCUCUAAUUCUGAGCUUUUAGUAUAUACUAUGAAUAAUCCUUUCCAAAUAAAUAAUGGCCUUAACGUAUCUAAUAUCUAUAUUAUUAGAGUUUUUAUACACCUUAGAAAUAAUCUUUAAUCCUGUCCUACGUAACUGAUUGAAUAUAUAAAUUAUAAUCAACGCUAUCUAGAGUAUAUCUAAUAUCUAAAUUGUAAUCUAUAUUUUUAUAACUAAAUACAGUCAAAAUCUGUUAUAACGACAUCGUAACAGCCGAUGACGUCGUUACUAAGUACUCAAUACUUUUACCGGGACUUGAUUUGGUCCAUAUAACCGAUAUGUUGUUCUAAACAAUGUCGUAAAAGGUUUUGACUGUAAAUGUAUUUUUCAUCUCAUAUUAAUGUUUAAGAGUUGUGAGGAAGUAUUUAUAAGCAAUAAUUGUGACUAAGUAUUAAAUCUAAUGUAAGUUGUUAUUGAGUGUCUUGUGCGCUAACUAAAACAAACGCGUGAUUUUUUUUAUAUAAAACGCCACAAUGAAUUUAUUUUUAACUUCAUUUUUUUAUGUUACGAUGAAUUAAGAUUUACAUAUAAUCUUUAGCGAUUAUGAAACACAUGUUCCGGACAUUACACAUUGCUCGAAACUCAGAGCAUCUUACCUGUUUAUAUUACUUCUAUUUUGCAGCAGGCCGUGAUGGGAUUUCUAUGAAAAUAUAUUGGAUGUAUCGGCCUUGAAUACCUUUAAUAUAAAUAUCGCUCUAAAACUUGCCUCGAGCCAAUUUGGCCCCAAUACUUUAGAGAUUUUGCAAGAUGGACUAAAGGCCGAUUCACAUAUCAGCGAAGCCACAGUUCCGUCAACAUGUCCGCUCAGUUCAGUAUCAGUGAUACAGUAUUGCGUCAGUCAAUCAAUUCACAUAUGUCAGUUCUCCGUUUACGGAUCUUCAAUGAAAACCCUAUUUUCACGAACCAAAUAUAUCAAUCGCUUGUGAAUUUUGCUUUCAAUAAGGCGGCGUCAGUGAUCCGACAAAAAAUAUCGUUGUCAACGAAUCCGUCCGUGAUUGUCGGUGGGGAUGCGUUCAUAGAGAAUGUAAUGAAUGAAUACUCUUUGUAUUUGGUGCUGUGAGGCUACUAUGUCGGAACUGUGGCUUCACUGAUAUGUGUGAAUCAGCCUUUAAGGUAGCUUAUUGGUUUUUUAGUAAUAUGGAAAUCACAUUUUAACGAUUUCAUAUUUUACAAAAAUAGUAUAAUCUUGUGUAUACUUGACUCUUUUUAUUUGCAUACUUUUUACCUUUGUUACUUACAAUUGUUUUUUUUUAUUUAUUGUAAUAAAGCUUCUUUUACAA